UAAUGUAUAUGCCCUAACAUCCGCGCAGUGACUCCAGCGUUGUCAAAUCAACGCGCUGUAAAGAUGGCAGCGUUAGCAGUGGUUGAAACCCCAUCAGGGAAAGAUGCUCUCGCUGAGGGUUUGCUGGACCUCUUGAGACCCGCUGUACAGCAGCUUGACUUACACGUGCACUCAGUCAGAGAAAGCCAAGUGGAACUCAGGGAACACAUUGAUAAUUUAGCAUCUGAGUUGUGUAGGAUCAAUGAGCACCAGAAGGUGGCACUAGACUUAGACCCAUAUGUAAAAAAGCUUCUUAAUGCCAGGAGAAGAGUGGUGCUUGUUAACAACAUACUCCAAAAUGCUCAGGAGCGUUUGCGAAGGUUGAAUCAUAAUGUGGCUAAAGAGACGGCACGCAGGAAGACCAUGCUUGAGGCAUCUGGAGCAUUUACCCCUCGCUCUCCCAGCAAACCAUGAUGUCAUGAACCUCACAUUUUGGGAUUGCACCAUUACACUGUGCUCAAUGCCAAGGACUAAUGCUGUAGAUUGGCAGAAUCUUCCUCACAUCUUUUAGGGGCACUGGGCUAUUCAAAGCACUGCUUUAGCAUUAAUGUCACUUCAUUUAAGAGCAGUCAGGGAGACAGCAGUGUGUAAAUAUGCACUAAUUUCUUUCUGGAACGUAACUGUUUGAUUUAAAAAAAAAUGUCUGUUUGAAUGUAAAUGAUGCUGAAAAAAUGCAGCUCUGUGUAUUUGCAAAUGUAGGGUUUAAAUAAUAAUAGUAAUGAUCAUAAUAUAAAUCAUAUUUGUUAUUAUUAUUAUUAUGAUUAUUUUGGCUUGAGGAAGUUAGGACCACUCAAGUAGAACCUUCAGUAUUUUCUAACUUAAUGUGUGUUAUGUUUUCUGACUGAUUAGACUCAUCGUUUUCUAAAACUGUGGUCAAAACUAAAAUUGUUCACCCGAAGAAUUAAAAAAUGGACUCACUAUUUACUCUCCCUCAAGUGGGUUCCAAACCUUUAUGAUAGAGAUGCUACCAUCAGGAUUAUUGCAGCUGAUACUGAGUACUGAUUCUUUGUGAUGGUGAUCGGCCGAUAGCGAGUACCGAUGCUUAAAGCUUUAUAAUGCUUAAAGCACAUUUACACAAGUAUGCUACUUAAGUGUAGAUCUCUCCUUAACUAAGAGAAUAAAUGAAGAAUGUUGCAUAUAAUCCCCUAAACACGUCUCUUAUAACCAUCUAGUGUGAAUAUGUCAUAGUCAGAAGCAACUUUACAGAAAAUUAUACUAAACAAAUGUUAAGACAAAUGACUAAUAAUAAAAUUUGGAAACAUUGCAAAUGAUGGAAGAGUAAUUCAACAAUUCUCAAUGAAGAAAAAGUUUGGAGUGCAUAUUUGAUGCGUAAGAAGUUCAAAUGCACACCUAUACAUGCUUUACUUCUUUACUUAAAGGAAGUAGGCCUAUAAAUUACAAAUAAUCUAUAUAUUUUACCUGCUGUGUUGGGAGCACAGCAAUCGGUCACGCAUCAUUUACCUUCUCUUGUUUUUUAGCGCUGCUGUUGUGUAAUAUACAGGUGAGCGCGUGUGUCUUCCUCUGCUUGUAAACUCAUAAACAAACACUUGCGAUCGGUUCAUUAGAUCGGCCAGAUUGGUGAGUACCGAACAAGUCAUAAAAUGUGAUUAUCAGCUGAUACCGAUCUCUGGCCGAUUGAUCGAAGCAUCCCUACUUUGAGUUUCUUUUUUUCUGUUGAACACAAAUUUAUUUCAAAGAAUAUUAGAAACCGGUAACUAUUAACUUUCAUACAACAAAAUGAAAACCAUUAACUUUCAUAGUAGGUGUUUUUCCUACUAUGAUAGUCAAUGGUUACUGUUUUCCGAUAAUUUUCUGUAUAACGUCUUUUUUGUUCAACAGAAAAAAUGAAUAAUAAAUCUAACUGGUUUGUGACAAGUGAGAGCAAAUAAUGACAAUUUUCAGUUUUGACUGAACUAUAUCUAGCUGUCUAUCAUUAACAAAACCUAAUUAGCCUGUUAAUUCAUGCUAGCCAAGUUAAAGCAUGUUAGCAGCAUACUAAACUUGAAUUCUGCAUGCGCUAAAUGUGUUAAAACAUGUUAAUGACAUACAAAAACAUGUUAGCCACAUGUUAAAGCAUGCUAGAAACAUGCCAGCAACAUGCUAAUUUGCUAACAAUGUUUUAAAUGUGUUGUUUUUUCACUUCAUAUUAAGUUUACGCUGUUGCAAACUCGAGCAAGGUUUUCUCAAGCCAACAUUAAAGUCUGUCCCAAUUAACUUUACCAUGUGGUUAUUCAUAUUACUUAUAAUACAUUCAGAGGUAAUAUCCAGUCUAAUGUUCAUGAUAAGUAAAUUUGGUUAUGAAAAGCAAA
Molecule: messenger RNA, 2348 nt
Organism: Danio aesculapii
Lineage: Eukaryota; Metazoa; Chordata; Actinopteri; Cypriniformes; Danionidae
Gene: snapin
Product: SNAP associated protein
Exons: 4
Coding region: 64-453 (129 amino acids)
Biological process (GO): intracellular protein transport; synaptic vesicle exocytosis; lysosome localization
Cellular component (GO): BLOC-1 complex; synaptic vesicle; BORC complex
Molecular function (GO): SNARE binding
Source: RefSeq, a predicted model, not a curated record